AGUAAACGACCUUUUGGGUUUUUGUCUUUUUUUCUUCUAUAAAUAAAGCGUACAAAUCAAUCACAUUUCAUUUCUUUGUGGCCUUUUUCUUCUUCUUUUGUAACUCUUCAGCUUUGUUUUCUUCAAAGAUUCUUGGACUUUAGACUUAAAAAUAAGGAAAAAAAAAGGUUUGGGUGUGUCAGCUGGCAACUUUCUUGGAUAUAAUCUCUCUCCGGUGAGUUCUGUUAUGUUUCUUUCUGGGUAAAUUCUGUGUUUCUUGCUGGUUUUCUCGAAUUUUUUUAAUGUUUUUCUGAAAUGAGUUCUUUGUUUAUUGAGUUCCUAUUACAUACAUGGUGGUCAUUGACCUGUUUAACUUAGGAAGAUAUUUAAAGUUUUGGAAUUGAUUAAAGUGUAAUCUUUUUUAUAGGCUUUGAUCCUUUUAGUUUUUUAUUUUCUUUUUUCCUGGUGAGUUUUGUUUCUUUCUGGUGAAUUCUGUAUUCUUUGAUGGUUGAAUUGUUUGUUGGAUCAAAAUCUUGAAGCUUUUCCUCAAAUGGGUUCUUUGAUUUUUGUGUUUUUGGUUGGUUGGGAAUAACUCCUAUGAAUUACUUAAAGAUUUGGAAUUGAUAAAAGUAUAACGUAUUUGAGAGGCUUGGAUCCUUAUAGCUUUUAUUUACCUUUUCGGCUGACUGCUGUUCUGUUCUUUCUGGGUAAAUUCUGUUUUCUUUCCUGGUUGCAUUGUAUUUUUUUUUUCAAAUACUAUAAUUGUUUGUUUUACGAAGUUCUCUCUUGAAGGUGUAAUCUUUUCUGGGGUCUUUGAUUACAGUUCAAGUAUAGUCAAUCUUGAGUUCUAUCUACUGAUACACAAAUGGCUAUAAAGAAAAACGGGUUCAUUCCAAGUUCUGCACCAGAAGAACUGAAGAAAGUUUUGAAAGCAGUGGCAUCCGAAUGGGGAGAUAUGAUACAAGAUAUGGAAGAAUUUCAUGUGAUUCCAUUGAAAGGAGCUAUGACCAACGAGGUUUUUCAGAUAAACUGGCCGACAAAACAUGGUGAUCUUCACCAGAAAGUGUUGGUCCGGAUUUAUGGUGAAGGUGUGGAAGUGUUUUUCAAUAGAGAUGAUGAGAUUAGGACCUUCGAAUGCAUGUCCAGGCAUGGUCAGGGACCUAGGCUUCUUGGGCGGUUUGCUGAUGGAAGGAUUGAGGAGUUCAUUCAUGCAACGACACUCUCUGCUUCUGACCUCCAUGACCCUGAAAUAUCUGCCAUUGUAGCGGCUAAAUUGAGAGAGUUCCACAAUCUUGACAUGCCUGGUCCAAAGGAUGUACUUCUCUGGGAGCGAUUGAGGGCCUGGCAUAGUAAGGCAAAGAAAUUCUGUUCCCCAGAAGCUGCAAAAGAAUUUAGCUUGGAUAUUCUGGGAGAGGAAAUCAGCAUCCUACAGAAAGAGUUAACAAAGGGCUAUCAAGAAAUUGGGUUUUGUCACAACGAUUUGCAAUAUGGUAACAUAAUGAUGGAUGAAGAGACAAGAGCAGUUACUCUAAUUGACUAUGAGUAUGCAAGUUACAAUCCUGUUGCUUAUGAUCUUGCAAAUCACUUCUGUGAGAUGGCGGCAAAUUAUCAUUCUGAGACACCCCAUCUUUUGGACUACAGCAUAUACCCUGAUAUGGAGGAGCGCCGAAGAUUCAUUUGUGCAUAUCUGGCAUCUUCAGGAAAUGAAACCAGUGAUGCUGAAGUGGAGCAACUACUUGUUGAUGCGGAGAAAUACACUCUUGCUAAUCAUCUGUUUUGGGGCUUAUGGGGAAUAAUCUCGGGUUACGUAAACAAGAUAGACUUUGACUACCUGGAGUACGCAAGGCAGAGGUUUCAGCAGUACUGGUUAAGAAAGCCCUUGCUCUUGGGUUCCUGACUCAAGGCAUUGCCCUUGUUGAAAGUAACAAUGUAGCCUUAAGAGAAGCUAUAGAUUUGCUCAAGUUUAUGUAGAAUAAAUCUAGUAUGUUGAUGGUACCUAUAAAAUACAGUGAAAAGCAUUUGUAAAUAACAGAAAGCAAAGCGUUGAGGAUGGCUAGGGGUUUGCAUCCAUGUGUGAAAUAGUAAGGCUUUUAGAGAAAGCGAAAAGGACGGGAGGUUUUAUGGAUUAAAAUUGUCAAGUAUAUACAGUCUAUUACAUGAGAAUUUAAUCUUUUUAAGAAUAAGUAAUUGUAUGAUUCAAGUAUAAGAGUUAAAGCUUCUCAAAAAGUUCAGAUGAAUGUUGUUUGAACUGUAAGUAGAAUUUGAAUCCUCUGAGUAUUGGCAGGGAAUAUUUAAAACAUUUCAAUUAAUUUUUAUCGUUCUUCA
Messenger RNA from Durio zibethinus, 2304 nucleotides. The record is from RefSeq and is a predicted model, not a curated record. NCBI's taxonomy places the organism in Eukaryota, Viridiplantae, Streptophyta, Magnoliopsida, Malvales, Malvaceae.